Messenger RNA from Sorex fumeus (smoky shrew), 3129 nucleotides. It is a transcript of the gene TFR2, whose product is annotated as transferrin receptor 2. Gene Ontology annotation, biological process: transferrin transport; endocytic iron import into cell. Gene Ontology annotation, molecular function: transferrin receptor activity. The transcript is spliced from 19 exons. Lineage: Eukaryota; Metazoa; Chordata; Mammalia; Eulipotyphla; Soricidae. The record is from RefSeq and is a predicted model, not a curated record. The coding region runs from base 78 to 2450 and encodes 790 amino acids. Gene Ontology annotation, cellular component: external side of plasma membrane.
GCCGAGGCCGAGGUUAGGCACCUCCAGACCUGCCAUUCAGGAGGGGGCAGCCUGGGGGCUUAGGAGGGGACCUGGCCAUGGAGCGGCUUUGGGGUCUACACCAGAGAGCGUCCAUUUACAGGCCUGUAAGGGACCCACCGCAGGGCCGCCUAGAGGAAGAAGAGGAAGACGGGGCGGAGGGGGGACCCGGGCCACAGAACCACUUCUGUCCCAUGGAACUGCGGAGCCCCGAGGCUGGGCGGCGUCAGGGGGUUGUCUGGGCGGCCCUGGGCCACAGGGCCACCCCCUACCUAGUCCUGACUGCCCUGCUCAUCUUCACUGGUGCCUUUCUUCUGGGCUAUGUGGCCUUCCGAGGGUCCUGCCAGGCCUGUGGAGACGACGUGUUGGUGGUCAGCGAGGAUGUCAGCUAUGAGCCAGAUUCAGGACAGGGCCCGCUGUACCGGAGUGACCUGCAGGCCAUGUUCCUGCGCCUGCUGGGGGAGGGCUACCUGGAGGAGGCGAUCAGGCAGAACAGCCGCCGGGCCCGGGUGGCAGGCUCUGCAGGGAUGGCCACCCUGGCCCAGGACAUCCGUGAGGCACUGUCACGCCACAAGCUGGACCACGUGUGGACAGACACGCAUUAUGUGGGGCUCCAGUUCCCAGACCCGGCUCACCCCAACACCCUGCACUGGCUGGACUCCAAAGGGGAGCCCGGCCAGCAGCUGCCGCUCGAGGACCCCGAUGUAUACUGUCCCUACAGCGCCACGGGCAAUGCCACGGGAGAGUUGGUGUUCGCGAACUUUGGACGGCUGGAGGACCUGCAGCGGCUUCGGGCAAGCAGCGUGGAGCCGGCGGGGCGCAUCCUGCUGGUGCGCCUUGGGGCCAUCAGCUUCGCCCAAAAGGUGGCCAACGCGCAGGCCUCUGGGGCCCGAGGCGUGCUCCUCUACCCAGACCCAGCCGACUUCUCCCCGGAUUCCCCCAAGCUCGGCCUGUCCAGCCACCGGGCUGUGUAUGGACACGUGCACCUGGGAACUGGGGACCCCUACACGCCCGGGUUUCCUUCCUUCAACCAAACACAGUUCCCACCCGUGCGCUCAUCCGGCCUCCCCCAUAUCCCCGCGCAACCCGUCAGCGCCCACGUGGCCUCCCUGCUGCUUCGGAAACUCAAAGGCCCGGUGGCCCCCCAGGACUGGCAGGGCCAGCUCCCCAGCUCCCCGUAUCGCUUGGGCCCUGGCCCGGGCCUGCACCUCCGGGUAAACAACCAGCGCAUCUCCACCCCCAUCAGCAACAUCUUCGGCUGCAUCGAGGGCCGCUCCGAGCCAGACCACUAUGUUGUCAUUGGGGCCCAGAGGGACGCAUGGGGCCCAGGCGCGGCUCAGUCUGCGGUGGGGACAGCCAUCCUGCUGGAGCUGGUGCGGACCUUCUCGUCCAUGGUGAGCCAUGGCUUCCGGCCCCGCAGGAGUCUCCUCUUCAUCAGCUGGGACGGAGGCGAGUUCGGGAGUGUGGGCUCCACCGAGUGGUUAGAGGGCUAUCUCAGCGUGCUGCAUCUGCGAGCUGUGGUCUAUGUGAGCCUGGACAACGCAGUGCUGGGGGAUGACAAGUUCCAUGCAAAGACCAGCCCUCUUCUGAUCAGCCUCAUCGAGGACAUUCUGAAGCAGGUGGACUCCCCCAACCGUAGUGGGCAGACCCUGUAUGAUCAGGUGGCCGUCAGCAAUCAGAGCUGGGAAGCAGAGGUGGUCCGCCCACUGCCUAUGGACAGCAGUGCCUAUUCCUUCACGGCGUUUGCGGGGGUCCCCGCGGUGGAGUUUUCCUUCGUGGAGGACGGCCCGGCCUACCCGUUCCUACACACCAAGGAUGACACCUUCGAGAACCUGCACCAGCAGCUGCGGGGCCGGCUGCCCGCCGUGGCCCAGGCCGUGGCCCAGCUGGCCGGGCAGCUGCUCAUCCGACUCAGCCACGAUCACCUGCUGCAGCUGGACUUCGGCCGCUACGGUGACGUGGUCCUCAGACACAUCGGCAGCCUCAACGAGUUCUCGGGGGACCUCAAGGCCCGCGGCCUGACCCUGCAGUGGGUGUUCUCGGCGCGGGGGGACUACAUCCGUGCGGCCGAGAAGCUGCGGAAGGAGAUCUACAGCUCGGAGGAGAGUGACGAGCGCCUCAUGCGCAUGUACAACGUGCGGAUCAUGCGGGUGGAGUUCUACUUCCUGUCCCAGUACGUGUCGCCAGCUGACUCCCCGUUCCGCCACAUCUUCCUGGGCCACGGGGACCACACACUGGGCGCCCUGCUGGACCACGUGCGGCUGCUGCGGGGGCAGGGCUCCAGUCCCGAGGCUGCCUCCUCCUCGCUGGCCCCGGGCCUGGGCUUCCAGGAGAGCCGCUUCCGGCGCCAGCUGGCCCUGCUCACCUGGACGCUGCAGGGGGCAGCCAACGCACUUAGCGGGGACGUCUGGAACAUCGACAACAACUUCUGAGGCCUCCACGCAGGGCCAAUUUCUGGGUGAGGGGGUCGCCCCGCAGCACUGGCAUCGCUGGUGGAUUUCUCAUUGGGUCUUUGCUGGCCUCUAGGGCUCCCUGCACCCCAAGACACCAGCAAUCACCCCUACACCCCUAGCCCUGCAAGGUAGGUGGUGCGGAGCCUUCCUAUGGAGGGUUCUUUUUCGGCCAAUGAGAGCAGCCCCUUUCCCUGGAGGAACCACAGAGUAUUCUGGAAGCUUUCUGGGCCCCGGGCCCUGGGAAGGAUGGCAGGGUACCAAGGUCUGUUCAUAAAACCUGGCAGCAUCGGUGAUUCAUAAGCACCCAUCAAAUGCUUCCUUCUUCCUUCCCCACACCCCAACCUUGUCCCUGAGAAAGUUCCAGAAGGCAUGGGCAGAGGGGCCAGAGGGCAAGAGUUCAGAGGGCAAACUGAGAGGUAUUAGUUACCUAAGGAAGGGAACUAACUGCCCAGUGGGCUGGGCGAAGCGCGGCACCCCCCUACCUCCCAACCCCCCAGAUGUGGUCCCAGAAGCAGAGGAAGAAGCGAAAAACACAAACUCCUUUCUUCAAAGACCACGGUGGGGUCAGGAUUGUCCAGUCAUUUGUUCAAGACCAAGGAAGCCUCAAUAAACUGCACAUCCUAGUGGAAAAGGAAAAUGCAAUAAAGUCCCGCUCUCA